Molecule: messenger RNA, 1398 nt
Organism: Parathielavia appendiculata
Lineage: Eukaryota; Fungi; Ascomycota; Sordariomycetes; Sordariales; Chaetomiaceae
Product: FAD/NAD(P)-binding domain-containing protein
Exons: 1
Coding region: 1-1398 (465 amino acids)
Molecular function (GO): flavin adenine dinucleotide binding; N,N-dimethylaniline monooxygenase activity; NADP binding
Source: RefSeq, a predicted model, not a curated record
AUGGAAUCCCAACACACCCGCUUCGACAUCAAAAGCAUUGCCAUCGUUGGUGCUGGGCCAUGCGGCCUUGCAGCCGCCAAGUACCUGCUCGCUCAGAAUGCAUUCCAAACAGUCGACAUAUUUGAACAGCAGGCAGAAGUGGGCGGUGUAUGGUAUUACAGUCCGAAGCCUUCCGCGACAGUCCGCGUGCCCCAAGUGACAGCCGACUGUCCUCCAGACCCUCCUCUGGUAUCCCAUGGCGAGGAGGAUCCCGUCUUUCCCUCGCCCAUGUACGAGGUUUUGCACACCAACAUUCCCCGCGCGUUGAUGGGGUACUCGGACUGUCAGAUCCCCAAUGAUACGCUAAUUUUCCCGUCUCGACAACACAUCCAGGACUAUGUAGUUGAAUACGCCAGAGACAUCCGGCAUUUCAUCCGGUUCUCGACCCAAGUCAGGGACAUUCGCUUGAGAGUGGUGGAAGGGAAAGAUCGGUGGGAUGUGGACGCAAAAAGCCUCCAAACUGGGGAAUUAAAGAGCGCGACAUACGACGCUGUCGUUGUGGCCUCGGGUCAUUACUCCGCCGUUUACAUUCCCGAUGCAAAGGGAAUCCGAAAGUUCCACGAGGCGCAUCCUACAGUCAUCUCUCACUCGAAGCACUACCGAACACCGGAACCUUUCACCAACAAGAAGGUGGUCGUCGUCGGCAACGCGGCCUCGGGGCUCGACAUUGCCGCGCAAAUCAGCCCGGUUUGCCAAAAACCGCUUCUUCUGUCGGUGCAAUCUCCCACAUCAGACGAGAAUCUGACAUUCUGCGGCGCUGAAGAGGUUUCGCUCAUUGAUGAGUUCCUCACCGAAGGACGGGGCAUCCGGUUCCAGGACGGCCGCGUCGAGAAAAACAUCGACGCUGUGAUCUUCGCGACCGGCUAUCUGUUCUCCUUUCCCUUUCUCCGAUCCCUCAAGCCAUCCGUGGUGACGGAUGGGCGUCGAGUGCGCGGCUUGUACAAGCAUAUCUUCCACAUCGACCAUCCAACUCUGGUUUUCACCAGGUUGCCCAUCAAGGUGGUGCCAUUCCCGCUCUCCGAGAGCCAGGCGGCCGUGUUCUCGCGGACGUGGGCGAAUCUACUGCCCCUUCCCUCCGUCGAAGAGAUGAGGAAAUGGGAGCAGGAGGAAGUGGAGAGGCGGGGUUCGAAGUUUCAUGUCUGGCCCGAAGGUGGUGAUGCCGAGUACAUCAACUCGGUCCAUGAGUGGAUUGUGCGGUCGGGAACACCAGGGAAGAUACCACCGUAUUGGGACCCUGAGCUGGUUUGGCAGAGGCGGAUCUACGCAAAGGCCAAGUUGAGGUUCGAGAUGGACGGGCGGAGGGCUACAACGCUUGCAGAGCUCGGCUUCGAAUACUUGCCCGACCAACACGAGUGCUAA